Paramecium octaurelia is the source of this 995-nucleotide messenger RNA. Lineage: Eukaryota; Ciliophora; Oligohymenophorea; Peniculida; Parameciidae. The record is from the annotation of a GenBank genome assembly.
AUAAUGAUUAUUGAGGCUAAUUCUUUGUCUGAAGAAUUAAGAGGUGUUUCAAGGUAUGAAAAAGUAACAACAAAAAUAAUUGCAAUUAGGUUGCUUAUGUAUCAAUAUUUAUGAUUGGAUUACUUAUUAUUAAAACAGAUGAUGCCUACAUUACGUGUCAAACCUCAAAUGAAUUUUAAGGAAUAAUUUGGGAAAUGGGCUUGAUUCCUUUGGCUUUUAUUGGAGAUAUUACUAAAAGUUUGAACAUCAAUCUUUUUAUUGUUGGAUUGGUUUAAUUUUUGGCCUGCCAAUUAAGACUUCAAUUUACGAUGAUUUAUUUGCUCUACAAAAUUCUGGGUUAAGGGAAAAUGGUAUCAUAAUUAAUAUAUUUAAGAGACUUAUAGUUUACUUUACUUAAUACCCUUGAUAAUAAACCUAAUAUUACCCUAUUAGAAAGCAAGUUUCGCCUUUGUAUAAUUUGUGUUAGUAUUAUUGAUCAUAAUGUUAAAUAAAACACUUAUGCAGUAGAAACAACACAAACCCAAAAUUAAUAUGAAAUUUUAUGCUAGUAGAUUAAUAGCAUGUAUUAUAUUAAUGCAAAAUUUGGAUAUGGUCAAUAGUAAUUUUUAUGAUAAUCAAGUGAUAUUUAUGAGUAUUGUAUUUAUGUUUACAUUAGUUCUUAGUUUACCAGUUGUUAAGAUGUUGUGUAAUCGAGUACCUGAUAUAGCAUUUGCUAUCUUAUUCCUCAUUUACUUUUAUCUAAGCAAAGGUUACCCAUUUAUAUAAAAUGUGUUGCAAGGGUUGCUUGUUUGCUUUGUGAUUGUAAAAGUCCUACCCGUUAUAAUGGAUUAAAAAUUUUCAAGUACCUUUAUUCUCAAAUAUAAUUAGUGACCAUUUCGUUACUUUUGCCAAUUAUUAUACUGAUAUUCCCUCUGUCAGAAUAUUUUUUUGUGUUUCUAAUCUUCCUAACUAUAAGCGAACCACCAUAAAACUUAUAUGAGUAGAUUGAAAUAUGA